AUGAAAAUUAAGGAUAUUCAAAAGGCCCUAAAGAAAUAUUAGCCAAAAAUGGACUAGGAUUACUAAUAAAAAUUAUAAAUUGCCAAAUACACAAAUUUGUCUGAUAUUGAAAAAAGCAAUUUUAUACAGAAUUCAGGUAUUUUCAAUUUGGACUUAGGCUUCGAACAAUAAAAUGUGUGUUUUUUAUUUAAUGGUAAUAUACAGAAUAGCUUUGACAAUAAUAAGCUAAUUUAUUAUACAAUAAACAGUUUAGACAAUAAAAUAGAUCAGAAGUAUUGAAUCACAAUAUUUUAUUAGUACAUAUACUAUUGUAUAUAUAAUGUCAGAGCAUGAUGGACUAUCAUAGUUGAUCAGAUUUAGAAAGUUGAUGAAGUAGCUCUCAAGCAAAUAUUACAUUUAAUUAAAGUGCUUUUAUUUAUAUCAGCCAAGCUUUAAAAUAAAAGCAAACCUAUUGAUCUAGCGAUCGAGAUCGAAGAGAGAGAAAAUUUUGUAUAAGAAGACUAAAUAUAUAUACGAGUAAACUUAAAUUCAUUUUAAGAGUAAAGGAACUAUUAUAGAUACCAAAUUUUUAAGCCAGUUGGAUGAUAACAGUUCCAAAAUAAAUUUAGAGCUUUGAACAAAUAGAACCAGUUCAAUCCAUAAAAUAAUCACAAAGUUCCUUUGGUUCAUCUUUGAGUAGCCAAAAGUUAAAUCAAUUCCAAAUUCCUUUAGUAAUAGAUCAUUUGCUGUCCUACUUUGUUGUCAAUCCAGAUAGAUUUUUGAUACCAGAUAUUUUUAGGAAAUAAGGGUUAAUCACAGAGGAGGACUAACUAUAACAACAGUUAAUUAAUGAGAACUACGAAUGUUUGAAGAUUGUAGAAGAUGUGCGGAUAAUCUGUAGUCUCAUAAAGAGGUUCUUUUUAGAGUUACCAGACCCAUUGAUUCCUGAACACAUUUUCAAAAGGAUUUGUGAUCAUUUCGAAUGUAAGUUGCUAUUAAAACAUAAUUAGAAACAACUGCUCAAACAGAGAUUGAUUUAUUAAAAGAAGUAUUUGAUUAAUUACCCAAUUUAAAUAAAUCGUUGCUUAUUGUUAUGGUCAGCUUUUUGAUUUGUGUGGGGAAUCAUUCUGAAUUCAAUCGAAUGAAUAUGAAUAAUUUGGCAAUUUUAUUUGCUCCUUGCUUCAUGAGAGUCUAGGUCAAUUAGACUUAAUCAAUUGAAUAAAUUAAACAUUAGCUGAAAUUUCUCAAAAUACUAUUUGAUAAUUAUGACAAGUUAUUCCCAAAUGUUUCUUUCAAAUUAUUCCUGGAAUAUGGUCAAGCUUAAGUUUUCUCAUCAAUCAGUAGCAAUAGUUCUACAGGGGCAGAUACUAGUGGAAACAAAAAUCAAAGGCUAUCCUCAUCAGAUGA
Paramecium octaurelia is the source of this 1386-nucleotide messenger RNA. The record is from the annotation of a GenBank genome assembly. Lineage: Eukaryota; Ciliophora; Oligohymenophorea; Peniculida; Parameciidae.